AUGGCUUCCCUGGGAGAAUCGGAAGUCGUCCUGGUCGAUCCAGACGGCGACCUGAUUUUGGAAGUUGGCAAGGAACACGACCUCACGGAAAAUAACGUCAAAGUCUCGCAAAACAACAAGGGCGACUCGGACACAGCCCAGCAGCAGACCGCCAAGUCAAAGGUCCUCCGACUUCGCGUUUGCAGCAAGCUCAUGAUCAUGUGUUCUCCCGUGUUCAAGGCCAUGCUGAACGGACCUUUCUGUGAAGGCCGACUUCCACUGAAUGCUGCCGAACCACCGAUCCUGAAACUGCCGGAUGAUGAGCCGGUGGCUAUGGGGGAACUGUGCAAGAUCCUUCACCACAAAUGUGACAUUGAUGUGGAUUGCAAAGAGCAUAACGCCCGACUCGCCACGGGCGCGUUCGUGGACUGGCGCCGGGACACGCGAGAUUAUGCGACCUUGGAGGACUAG
Fonsecaea monophora is the source of this 450-nucleotide messenger RNA. RefSeq lists its product as hypothetical. NCBI's taxonomy places the organism in Eukaryota, Fungi, Ascomycota, Eurotiomycetes, Chaetothyriales, Herpotrichiellaceae. The record is from RefSeq and is a predicted model, not a curated record. Bases 1 to 450 code for a protein of 149 amino acids. The transcript has 2 exons.